AUGUCAUCGAUAGAGCCGAAGCAAACAAUAUAUCUAAAUAAUCUAAAGGACAAAGUCUCGCUCAACAAGUUGAAACCAGCUCUAAUCAACCUCCUAAACCUGCACCAUCUAACACCAAAAUCAGUCAAAGUGGCAUCCACGUUGCGCUUGCGAGGCCAAGCAUUCAUAACAUUCAACGACACCACCGAAUCGACGCAAGCGAUCCAGUGUUUGCAGAAUCGAAUUUUGUUCAAUAAGCCCAUUUGCGCCGCGUUCGCCAAGACUGAAAAUGACGCCGUGAUGGCAGCAUCAUUAGAUCAACACGAGUUAGCGCAGCGCAAACGUAUACGACAUGAACGUCGCGUGAGCAAGAAUUUGCAUUUGCGCAAUUUGAAGCGGGCCAAAGGUGCUAUCGAUGCGAAGAAGUCGGCGAAGAAGAGAGAGGUGGAUAUCAGCGAGUGGCGGAACUUACCCCCGAAUCGAAUCUUGCUCCUACAAAACAUCUCCAGUGGUGGUGAUGCCACGGGUGGGAUUGAGGCGAUCUUUGAGACCUUUCCCGGCUUGGAACACGUUCGCUUUGUCCAGGCGCGCAACUUGGCGUUGAUCAAUUUCGAAAAUGAGGAAAUGGCAAAGCGGUGUUUUGAAAACGUUGACGUUGAGCUGUUGAAAGUGAAAUUUGGCGACGAUAUAAUCUUCUCCUACGCUAAAAAAUGA
Lodderomyces beijingensis is the source of this 693-nucleotide messenger RNA. NCBI's taxonomy places the organism in Eukaryota, Fungi, Ascomycota, Pichiomycetes, Serinales, Debaryomycetaceae. The record is from the annotation of a GenBank genome assembly.